CUUCGUUGUUACAAUAGCUUCCAAAGUAAUGACAACCAUGAAUGCAGCCAUUUCAACUAAAGGCGAAACACCUAUUCUUGAUAAUGGUCAGGGCGUUAUAGAUCCUGAUGUCUACUUUGAAGUCAAUAAAGCGCCUGCGGAUUUACCAGAGUUUGAAGAAAAGUUAAACGCGUUUGUGGAUUAUCAUAAAGCAAAGAAUAACAAUGUUGUGCUCAUUACUAGUGGUGGAACUACCGUUCCUCUGGAAAAUCAAACAGUUCGAUUUAUUGAUAACUUUAGUAACGGUAACAGAGGCGCAACUUCUGCUGAAUAUUUUCUAGAAGCUGGUUAUGCAGUUGUCUUCAUGCACAGAACAAACAGCAUUCAGCCCUAUCAUCGACACUUCAUUCCUUCUCAACGCGGGUUUUUGGAUUACAUGAGACCUACAGAGGAAGGCUCAGUUGAAGUCCGACCAGAAUACGUUGAAAAAAUGCACCAAGUACUCUUACGAUAUGAAAAAGCGAAACAAGAGAAUCGUCUGUUACUAUUAGAAUUUGUUACUUUACCUCAGUAUUUGUUUAAAUUACAAUCGGGAGCAAAGAUUCUUGCACGCUUACAAGAAAAGGCCAUGUAUUACCUAGCUGCUGCUGUCAGUGAUUUUUUUAUUCCUUCUUCAAAGAUGGUUGAACACAAAAUCCAAUCGCGCGAUGGAGGGCUUACGUUGACCUUGGAUCAAGUCCCCAAAUUCUUAAAACCGCUUGUUAGUAAUUGGGCAGCGAAAGGAUUGAUCGUGUCCUUCAAAUUGGAGACAGACACCAAUCUCUUGGUACCCAAAGCACGUGCAGCUCUUGAACGUUACGGGCACCAGGUAGUGAUUGGUAACAUGCUAAAAACACGUAGACAAACGGUAACAUUCAUUACACAACAUACAGAAAAGGUGAUAACACUAACAAAGGAAGAAUUGGACACGGAUGUAGAAAUUGAAAGUAAAAUUAUACCUGAGCUUGCUCGAAUCCAUCAAAACUGGAUCAAAUCAGGAAGUACAGAAUAAAAAAGGCAACCAAAUAUGUGUUGUACUAAUGUGUAUUGUGCAGUGUGUAUUGUGUGUAAGUUCACUUUACUUUACUUGGAUUCAAAGGAAGGAAGGGUCUUCAAUGCGAACAAAAGAACGGGCAAAUGAUAAAAAGUGAAGAGGCACAGAAAGUGUAAUGGAGAAAUGUACAUUCGAAUAUUUUAAACGGUUAAAAUUAGAAAGGAAAAAUCAUGAUCCAAAAAACGAGAUA
Messenger RNA from Mycotypha africana, 1262 nucleotides. Its product is annotated as DNA/pantothenate metabolism flavoprotein. Gene Ontology annotation, biological process: coenzyme A biosynthetic process. The record is from RefSeq and is a predicted model, not a curated record. NCBI's taxonomy places the organism in Eukaryota, Fungi, Mucoromycota, Mucoromycetes, Mucorales, Mycotyphaceae. The transcript is spliced from 3 exons. Gene Ontology annotation, molecular function: phosphopantothenate--cysteine ligase activity. Gene Ontology annotation, cellular component: nucleus; cytoplasm. The coding region runs from base 29 to 1030 and encodes 333 amino acids.